Telopea speciosissima is the source of this 2735-nucleotide messenger RNA. RefSeq lists its product as uncharacterized. The record is from RefSeq and is a predicted model, not a curated record. The transcript is spliced from 3 exons. NCBI's taxonomy places the organism in Eukaryota, Viridiplantae, Streptophyta, Magnoliopsida, Proteales, Proteaceae. Gene Ontology annotation, molecular function: nucleic acid binding; RNA-DNA hybrid ribonuclease activity. Gene Ontology annotation, biological process: DNA integration. The coding region runs from base 27 to 2735 and encodes 902 amino acids.
UCCCAAAGAAAGAUGGCAGAGUUAGAAUGUGCGUGGACUUUAGGGACCUGAAUAAAGCAAGCCCUAAAGAUGAUUUCCCAUUACCACACAUCGAUAUCCUUGUCGAUAACACGGCAGGGCACGCACUCCUAUCUUUUAUGGAUGGCUUCUCGGGUUAUAACCAGAUUAUAAUGGCACCCCAGGAUAAAGAAAAGACCUCCUUUAUCACACAAUGGGGGACAUUUCAUUACAAGGUGAUGCCAUUCGGACUCAAGAAUGCUGGGGCAACCUACCAAAGAGCAGCAACCACAGUACUCCACGACCUUAUACAUAAGGAAGUGGAAGUCUAUGUUGACGAUAUGAUUGUCAAGUCAAAGACUAGGCAGGGGCAUGUGGAAGCUCUUAGAAAGUUUCUAGAAAGGAUCAAAGAAUAUCAAUUAAGGCUAAACCCCCAGAAAUGCGUUUUCGGGGCAACAGCAGGAAAACUUCUAGGCUUCAUGGUAAGUGAGAGGGGCAUAGAGGUAGAUCCCUCCAAGAUAAAGGCUAUAAGAGAAAUGCCUCCUCCUCAGACGGAGAAAGAAAUAAGGGGUUUCCUAGGGAGGAUUCAAUACAUCAGCAGAUUUAUCUCCCGACUAACUACUGUCUGUGAGCCUAUCUUCAAAUUACUCAAGAAAGAUCAACCCAAAGUAUGGAAUCAACAGUGUCAAAAGGCGUUUGAUCAUAUCAAGGAAUAUUUGACUAAUCCGCCUGUUUUGAUGCCACCUAUUACUGGGCAACCCCUAUUGCUGUAUUUAUCAGUCACAGAGACAUCAAUGGGAUCAAUGAUGGCCCAGCAUUGUCCAGAAGGACAUGCGGAACAAGCCGUCUACUACUUGAGCAAGAAAUUCAUUGGAUACGAAGAACGAUAUACAGCCCUGGAAAAGACUUGUGCAGCGUUAAUAUGGGCUACGAAGCGCCUGAGACAUUACAUGCUUGCCCAUCCUGUGAUGUUGGUUUCCAGAAUGGAUCCAAUAAAGUACCUAUUUGAGAAACCAGCGCUAACAGGGCGGCUCGCUCGAUGGCUCCUAUUACUCUCAGAGUUUGACAUCAAGCAUGUCACACAAAAAUCUAUCAAAGGUAGGGCCAUCGCUGAUCAUCUAUCAGCCCAUCCAAUCCCUGAAACCAGACCCCUAGAGGACGUUUUCCCGGAUGAAGAUAUCGUUAACAUUGAAACCACUGAAUCAGUAGGGGUUUGGCAGUUAUUCUUUGAUGGAGCAGCUAAUCAAAGGGGAUAUGGAGCAGGAAUACUUCUGAUAACACCAGAUGGAUCUCAUAUACCCUUGGCAUUCAGGCUCAAUUUAGGUUGUACAAAUAACAUAGCAGAAUAUGAGGCUUGUGCCAUAGGUUUAGAGGCGGCCAUAUCAAUCGGAAUCCAGAAAUUAGAGGUCUAUGGAGAUUCAUCAGUUGUCAUUUGCCAAAUGCAAGGGAAGUGGAAGACCAGAGAUGAAAAGUUGAGACCAUACCAAGAGUACGUUGAGAGUCUUGCGCAACAAUUUCAUAGCAUCUCAUUCGACUACUACCAGAGAGAUUACAAUCGUUUUGCAGAUGCAUUGGCAACCUUAGCUUCCAUGGUCGAUGCCAACCCAAAUGAUUGUAUUCGACCAUUCGUUGUGGAGCAAAGAGAACAACCAGCUUACCAUGAGAUAAAUGCUCUUACAAUAGAUGGUCGACCAUGGUAUGCUAACAUCGUGGAUUAUAUCCAGGAAAAGAAGUAUCCUGAAGAGGCCACUAAACAAGAGAGGCGCUUCCAGAGAAGAUAUGCAACACAAUUCAUUCUCCUCGAAGGUAUCCUGUACAAGAGAUCCUACGACGGGAUACAAUUAUUAUGUGUUGAUGAAGAACAGGCACAAACCGUCAUGGAUAAAAUACACCAGGAUAUAUGCGGACCCCAUAUGAGUGCAAGGAUGCUUGCAAAGAAGGUCUUUGCAAACUUGAUACGUGUACCUCCUUCAGAAUUAUACACCCUCAGUUCGCCAUGGCCAUUCGCAACCUGGGGUAUCGACGUUAUAGGAAAAGUCACCCCCAAAGCUUCUAAUGGACAUGAGUUCGUGUUAGUGGCCGUCGACUACUUCACCAAGUGGGUUGAGGCACAGUCAUAUGCCAAGCUCACAGCAGCCAAGAGACACAAGUCGUCGCCAUACAGACCACAAACCAACGGGGCAGUUGAAGCUGCGAACAAGAACAUGAAGCGCAUCCUGGAGAAGAUGGCCGAAAGAAACACAGAUUGGGCUGAUAAACUUCCGUACGCAUUAUGGGCUUACAGAACUUCCAUUCGAACCUCUACUGGGGCAACGCCAUAUUCUUUGGUUUACGGGAUGGAAGCAGUCCUUCCAGUCGAAUUGGAGGUACCUUCCUUAAGGGUCCUCAUGGAAAGCCAGAUCCCUGAAGCAGAAUGGCUCAGGAGAAGAUAUGAGGAAUUGAACCUUAUUGAUGAAAAAAGAAUGCGUGCUCUAGACCAUACUAAUAAAUAUCAACUCAGGGUAGCUAGAGCAUUUAACAAAAAGGUUCACCCUCGACAGCUGCAAGUUGGAGACCUAGUGCUGAAAGAACAGAGGGCACCCCUUCAUGAUCCACGGGGCAAGUUCAAGCCUAAUUGGAGUGGCCCCUUUACCAUCACAGAAAUUCUUCCCGGAAAAGCCGUCAGAUUGGUGGAUCUUGAUGGGGAAGAGUUGCGUUAUUUGACGAAUAUGGACCAACUCAAGAAAUAUCAUGUUUAA